GAGAGAGAGAGAGAGAGAGAGAGAGAGAGAGAGAGAGAGAGAUUCUCUCCAUUACAGGAUAAGAAUAGAGUUAGUGAUUGGAUGAAGGGUUGGAUUUCUCUUUUUUGCCUUUUCAAAUGGGGGGUCCAACAAUUUUUUCGGGAGAAUUUUUCUCCCAACCAUAAGCCCAUAAUUAGUGGGUGGGAUCCUCAUUUGCAGACAGUCAUUUCCUUUUGUUUGCAUGGUUUCUCCUCAAAACCCAGAAAUUGUUUCUUGUAUGCAACUCUUUUUCUCUUCCUGAACCUCAAAAGGAUAUCAGUGUCCUUGUUUAGGGAGGGAAAGAGUUUCACGUUCGUUGUCUAGAGAGAGAGAGGGGAAGAAGAUCAAAUAGGAUAGAUGUUGAAUAGAGCUGCAAGCAAUGCAUAUUCAUGGUGGUGGGCAAGCCACAUCCAGACAAGGCAAUCCAAAUGGCUCGAACAAAACCUUCAAGACAUGGAAGAAAAGGUGCAGAAUGUGCUUAAACUCAUUGAAGAGGAUGGAGAUACCUUUGCCAAGAGGGCAGAAAUGUACUAUGAGAGAAGGCCAGGGAUAAUAAACUUUGUCGAAGAAUCUUACCGAGCUUACCGCGCCCUAGCUGAACGAUAUGAUCACAUGUCCACAGACUUGCAAAGUGCCAACACUACCCUCGCCACUGUUUGCCCGGAACGAGUCCAGCUGGCUAUGGACAUUGAAGAAGAAGAUGGUUCAAAAUUUCCAAGCAGGAAAAAACUUCAAGCCAAACCAAAAGCAAAAAAUUCUGACAAAACUGUUUGCAAAUCUGGUUUGAGUAAAUCUGAGGCGGUGCAAGAGAUUGACAAGCUGCAGAAGGAGAUUAUGGCUUUGCAAACUGUGAAGGAAUUUGUGAAGAGCUCUUAUGAAAGCGGGCUUCAGAAGUACUGGGAGAUUGAGGCCAGGGUCAUGGAGCUCCAGGAGAGAGUUCUUGGCUUGGAAGAGGAAUUUGAUAUGGGGAAGGGAAAUGAGGAUGGUGAAGCUAGGGCUUUAAUGGCAGAAGAGGUCUUGAAGUUAUGCGAAGAGACAUUGGCUCAGUUGGAGGAAAAACAAGAGAGGUCUACAGAGGAAGCAAAGGAAGAGUACAAAAGGGUCGAGGAUGCCCGAGAGAAACUGAAUUCCCUCAAGAACAAGUUUCUCUCCGACAAACCAAAUGAAGGAGGAGGAGAGAAACCGCUUGAGUUGAAAAAAGAAUCUAGCUAUUUGGAACAAGAGAAAAGGGUAUUUAAUGAGUUACGUGAGAAAAUUGCAGGGCAUUUUGAUGUGGGAUCAAAGGAAUCUCUCAAUGUGACAGAUUUGACAGAGAAGAUUGAUGAGCUUGUGAGUAAGGUUAUAAACUUGGAAACGUCAGUCUCUUCUCAACCUGCUCUAAUAGACAGAUUAAGGACAGAAACAGACGAACUUCAGGCGCAAAUUCGAAUUUUGGAAGAUGAAAAGGCAACUCUGGUUGAUGGAAAUGACAGUUUGACAACAAAGUUGAGGGAAAUGGAGGAGAAAUGUGAAAACCUGGAGGAUUUGAACUUGAAUUUGGAAAACCAAAACAACCACCUUCAAGCACAUUUCACAGAAGCUAGGUGUAGUAUCGAUCACCUGUCUGAGUAUAUGGAGUCAUCACUAGAAGAGGAAUCAAACGUUGGGAUUGGAAGCCCAGAAGAGUUGGAAAAAAGAGAAGAUUUCAUUAUUUCCACGGGAUCGAAAGCACCAGCCGGGGAGGACAAGAUUGAGCAAUUUUGUAAUUCGGAUGCGUUUUCUGAGAAACGAGAAGACCCGAAUUCCCUGGAGAAGGUUGAGAAACAAGGCACUUUCCAAACUGAGGAAAUUGUUGUCGUCGUUAACAAUGAACCAUGGGAAGUGGAAAAAAAGAAAGAAGAUGAGAUGAACUGGCGGGAGAUGCUGCUGGAUGGGGUGGAGGAUAAAGAAACAAUUCUAUUGACAGAGUACAUUACGAUUUUAAGGAAUUACAAAGACCUUAGGAAGAAGCUGAGCGAUGUAGAGAGGAAAAACCGCGAUAGGAUCUUUGAAACAACGGUGCAGCUAAGGGAAUUGAGGAGCUUAAUUGGCAAAAGGGACAAGGAGAUUCAAUUCUUACGCCAGAAACUGCAUGAAAACAAGGAUUUGAAUGCGGAUGAUGGGGAAAUUUCAGUCGUGUUUGAAGUUCCUCAGGUAAAUGAAGAAGAUGAACAUGUUAAGUUGAUUUUAGUCGGUGAGCCUCGGAUAAUUUCGCCGUUAGAAGAAAAGCUUCGGAUGAAUAUUGACGCUCUACUUGACGAGAACUUGGAUUUUUGGCUGAGAUUCAGCACUUCAUUCCACCAGAUACAGAAAUUCAAAUCUGGGUUUUUGGAAUUGGAAUCUAAGAUAGAGAAAAUCAAGGAAAAAAAAGAGAAGCGGAAUCAAGGGGGAAUUGGUAAAACAGCGAUGCAAUUGGAGCUCAAGACAAUUUACAUGCACCUAGUGGAGAUAAAGACAGAAGCAAGGCUGUGGAUAGAGAAGAGUGGGGUUUUGAAAGAUGAGCUGCAGAGGAGAUUCACGUCUUUAUGUGAAAUCGAAGAGGAGAUAGCAAAAGCAUUGAAUGCAGGCGCGGAGGAAGAGGAAAUGAGGUUCACUAGUCAUGAAGCCGCGAUGUUUCAAGGUGAGGUUUCAAACAUGAAGCUAGAGAAUAACAAGGUUAGAGACGAAUUGAAAGUCGGUUUGGAUUGUGUAAACAAGCUCAGGCAAGAGAUUGAGAAGACUAUUGGGAAGCUGAAUGUGGAGUACGGGCUGUUUGGGUCAAAGAGUUGUGAUGAGUCACAAUUCGGGCGGGUUCGAGUUCCUUUGAGUUCGUUUAUCUUCGGAGCUAAGCUGAAGAAGAAGAAGUCAAUCUUCUCUUUCAUGCACCGCAGGAAAAGGUCUCUUGAUCUUCGACCUGGAAUGCCCAUGUAAAGUGUUUUCAGUUUGUGUUUUCUCCAUUUGUUUUUUCUCUUUCUUUUUUAGGUUGUUUUUAGGGAUUGGCAUGUAUGUGGAUUUCUUUGUUUGUGAACUGAAAUGUAUGACUACAAAAUUUGGGGUUAAUCCUCAUAUGUUCUCUC
Messenger RNA from Rhododendron vialii, 3092 nucleotides. Its product is annotated as kinase-interacting protein 1-like. Gene Ontology annotation, molecular function: actin binding. The transcript has 2 exons. NCBI's taxonomy places the organism in Eukaryota, Viridiplantae, Streptophyta, Magnoliopsida, Ericales, Ericaceae. The coding region runs from base 376 to 2946 and encodes 856 amino acids. The record is from RefSeq and is a predicted model, not a curated record.